CGCAAUGCUAGUUCUCAGGUUGCUCAAUGUUGUCGCUCCAGCCUACUUCUUGUGCAUCUCCCUAGUGACCUUCGUUCUCCAGAUCUUUCUCUUCAUACCCAGCAUGUUCAGAGACCCUUCCAUCACCCCACUUUUCUCUCCUGCUCUGCUGCAUGGGGCCCUCUUCCUCUUCCUCUCAGCUAAUGCCCUGGGCAACUACGUUCUUGUGAUCCAGAACUCCCCAGAGGACUUGGGGAAGGGCUUAAACUUGGGCAAAGGAGCCGAACUGGUGACAGACUGGCUGGAUGGAAGCAGGUCCCCUGGCUCAGCCUUGCCCAGCACUCACUUCUGUAGACUGUGUGCCAGAGUCACCCAGAGGCAUGACCACCACUGUUUCUUCACAGGGAACUGCAUUGGGAGCAGAAACAUGCGAAACUUCAUCAUGUUCUGCCUCUACACCUCCCUGGCUUGCAUCCACUCCCUGGUGGCAGGCAUGACUUACAUUUCUGCUGCACUCUCCAUGUCCUUUGCAAAUCCACUGGCCUUCCUUACUCUUCUGCCUCACUCCAUCAGCCAGUUCUUCUCAGGAGCUCUGCUUAGCUCUGAGAUGUUUGUCAUUCUCAUGCUCUACCUCUGGCUUGGGAUCGGACUGGCCUGUGCUGGUUUCUGCUGCCACCAGCUGCUGCUGAUCCUGCGUGGGCAGACGCGGUACCAAGUGCGGAAAGGGAUGGUGGUAAGAGCCCGGCCCUGGAGGGAGAACCUGCAAGAGGUCUUUGGCAAGAGGUGGCUGCUAGGACUUCUCAUCCCUGUGCUGAACGUGGGAAGUGACUACCGUAGGCAGAAAGAGAAAUAAAAUCCCCAGGCAUGUGUGCACAUCCCAUGUGCACAACACCUCCCCUGUUCUCUCCCACUGUCUCCUGGAUCACUAAAGAGCUAGGCUACUCCAUCUCUCAGAACUGCAGCCUCUGUGGGAGGAAAGGACUGGCUAUCAAACAGAGUAAAUUUAGCAUAUUAACAAGGAGAUCAAAAAAACAUGUAGAUGAAGAGAUACUGCAGCUUAGUAGUCACAUCACUGCACCUAUGUAUGUGGCAACAGUUUGAACUAGCAGAAAAAUUAGUCAGACCCUCCCCUGGCUUCCUGCCUGACUCUUCCAGCCUCCAGCCCCAUUAUCCACCCUGUAUAGUCCCUAACAAACUACAACAGGAUCAUUCAGAGAGCCUGGGCUGUUGUGGUAGACUGCAAAAAGGGUGUGUGUUCCUUGGGAGGGUUUUGCAGGGUGCCUUUUUGGCUCCUGGAGGUAACUUCUACUGAGAAGCCUUCAGUGGUAGAACUGCAAUGAAAUCAAGCUGCCCUAGGAGCAUGGCUAGUGUGGCAGGCAAACCUUCUCUCCACAGGCUAAGAAAUCAAGAAGAAAACAAAGACAAAUUCAGAAUCUUCAUUUCUGUUCUUGGUCUAUGCUCUAUGCAAUGAUAUGUCAGGACUGCAGCUCUGCUACUUGUUUUUAGCAGUCCUUUGCCAAAUGACACAGUCGAGGCAAAGCUGCCCUUCUGACAAGGAGCAGCAAACAGAUAAGUCAUGAUAAGAAAGAAGCACAAGCCGAGGAAACCAUAAAGGUGAAUGAAAAGGCUGUGCUUGAGAAGCUGUGUGGCAAGGUAGGCUAUGCAUGCCUGUGAGAGAGGGAGAGGGAAGUGUAGACAUGCUGUCAGGAGGGUGCCAAGAGCCCUGCUGAUGUGUCUGAGCCCUGCUGCAUCACGUUCGUGCAGGGGCACCUGCACCACUAGUGCUGGGAAGAGUUCAAAAUCCCAAAAGACAGGGACACUUUCCAGCAUGUCAGGAUGCUUCACUCUGCACUAAAAUAACAAAAGUGUUGUUUGCCUUGGACGUCCCUGCCACAGCAGUUACAGGCUCUCUAGGGCAAUUCCUUCUUGCAUUGCCAUAGAGGGGUAAAUUCGUCUAUGUUAUAACUCCAUUCAGGAGGUUAAUGGAAUUACUACAGGGAUUAAUCAGCCUAAUGUGUCAGUCGUUUUCUAGCUGUGGCAACAACCCGUGAGAUCAGUGCUGAGAUCUUAUGCUAAUAGGUGCCUUAAGAAAGGAUACCAUGACAUCUCUACCAGGAUCACAGUGCUGGAUUCCCUAGCAGCUGAAACAAGAAGCCUCCAUCUGGGGAAACUGCAGCAGCUUAUGCAAGCUGCAUAGGAAUCCAUUGCUUCUUUUUAGUAGGCUGGGGAGUAUGCUGACAAGCCAUGAAAAAUACCAUUUCUUCCUCACAAAAAUGCUUUCAGUUCAUGCCAGGUAGGGGAAUGCACCUGCUUUCAUCUUCACAUUUCCCACCAGUCAGAACAGAGGCACUCAUUCCUACAGGCUUUGAAACCAUCUUACACUACUUCACACUUGUAUACAUUUAGAUCAAUAACAAACAAAGUCUAUUGUGAUGAGCAGAUUAACCAUGAAAACAUACUGGAAGACGUUUUGGCUGGAUAAUCAAAACUUGUAGGAUAGAUGUCCUUCCCCAGCACGUGUGUUCACAUGAAUGCACUGCUGUUCCCACAUGCAACAUGCUGAAUUUUCCCCAGCAGUGAACAAUAAAAAGUGGCCUGUUUUUUCAAAUGGGCUGCACUGUGCUUUUUGGCAGUUCAUUUUCUGUCUCUUUACAUUUUUUGUACGGUGUACAUGCAGACAUACUGAAGGAAAAAGCUAGGAUUUGUUUAUUGGAAUUGCCAGCACUUAUAUGAUAGCAGAGAAGUCCUUUUACUUUCCCUACGUAAAUGUAAUGGCCAAUCUAAAAAUGCCUCUAAUAACCAACUUGAAGACCCAUUCUCAUUUCUAUUUAUAAGCAACACUAUCAACCUCAACUGAAAGCUGCAGGAAAAUUAAGCCAUUAUCAUCGCCUGCAAACAGCAUCUUCACUUAAAUUGUUCCUUACUGGCAUGAUGGCAUCAAGGUGAGCAGACAGUCACCUUGUUGCUGGAACAGAAGCCAGUGCCUUGUGCCAUACAUUUUGCUUUGGAAGGAUUCCCAGGAUUAUUUUUAUUUCACAAACUGGUUGCUCCAGCUUCUUUUUCCUAUAUUUCUGAAGUUAACAGGCUUCCAGCAUUUCACCCAGCAUCCUCCUCACAUAGCAGAAAUUAGAGUUUUACACCUUUGCCCUCUGCUUUUGGCACUUUGAUUGACACUGCAGUCUCAGGCAGCUCGUGGCACUCGAUGUGUGCUGCCACACUGCCUUAGACUGUGAGCUCUUUAAGGCCAGAUACUGAGAAGGGCAUAACCAACUCCAUUUCAGUGAGACAUUCUGCAAGAACAGCCCCCAUGCAGCACAGUAAAAUAGCUGUCCAUGAAGCCUGUUGCCUCUUCACACCAGGGCUGGAUCAAGUCUGACCCUUCUGUCAUGGGGUCGCAGCUGUUUGCCCUCACUGCAAAGCCUCAGUCCUUGCUGGGGCACAGAGAGAGAACAACUGCAGCAGAGUUCCACACAAUUAUUCUUUCUGUCAGAUACCUGUGUUCCCAGCUGUAAAUUGCUGCAUUGCCAUUUUCUGCAGCUAAAUGGGUCCUUUGCAAUAAACCACUGGAUUUCAGCAGCAGCAGUGUGACUUUUGGGUGGAUGCCCCCUUUGCAGUCAUGAUCCUCCAGGAUGAAAAGUGCUAUAAAAACAUUAAAAAUAGACUCACCCUGUAUAUUGACUUACUUCACUGUUCAUUCCCAAGUGUGUAGACUGUCCUGUUUGGGGUAGAGUAGUGGUUCUGCAGGAAUAGUUGAGAGUGGCUCUUUAAUUAUCCAUCUGUCCUAGCAUCCCUUCCUUGGUGUAUCUGUGCAUCCACUUAUAGAAAUCCUUGGCAAGAAAAUGUAACAGGGCUCAACAACUGUGAACAGACACUUUGCUCUUGGUUAUGAUUUGGUAAAUGAAGGCUGAGCUCAACAGCAGUGUCACAAAUCUUUCCAAUGGUUCUGCAAGUAUUUUAAGGAUAAAUAAUAAAACCUGGUCAUUUUCUGUGCUUACAGAGUCUUUACUUAUUGUUUGGAUUUUAUUAAAGAGCAGCUGCAACAGUAAAUCUAUUUUGGAACCAGAUUUAUUGUGGCAGUGCCUAAAUACUUAGAAAUGUUUUACAAAUGCAACACUCAGGGCCACUCUGGCUUUGGUAAAUCAGAUGAGCAUCAUAGUGCUAGUGGCUGAAGUAAAAGUUCCCUGUUGCUGAAGACAUUGCACAGAGACCAUAAACUUUUGCUUGGUGACUUGUCUAUUUUGAGUGUGGCUACCUGAAUAAAUGGUGGCAUCACUAGGGUCUCAGAAGUCUUGACAAUGUAUUGCAGCUUAACCUCAACUGGCACCACUUAGCCGCUCGCUUGCUCUCUCCCUGCUCCCAUGCUGAUGGGAUGGGUAGGAGAACUGGGGGAAAAAAAGCAAAACUUCUGGGUUGAGAUAAGAACACUUUCAUAAUUGUUAUAAAAUACAUAAUUAGUAAAAAAAUAAUUGUAAUAAUAAUUAAUAACAGUAAUUAAAAUGAAGGUAACAAAAUGAGUAAUAAAACCCAAGCAAAGAUAAA
Messenger RNA from Pogoniulus pusillus (Red-fronted tinkerbird), 4518 nucleotides. It is a transcript of the gene ZDHHC22, whose product is annotated as zinc finger DHHC-type palmitoyltransferase 22. The transcript is spliced from 2 exons. Gene Ontology annotation, molecular function: palmitoyltransferase activity. Gene Ontology annotation, cellular component: Golgi apparatus. Bases 5 to 832 code for a protein of 275 amino acids. Gene Ontology annotation, biological process: protein palmitoylation. The record is from RefSeq and is a predicted model, not a curated record. Lineage: Eukaryota; Metazoa; Chordata; Aves; Piciformes; Lybiidae.